Molecule: messenger RNA, 2701 nt
Organism: Jaculus jaculus (lesser Egyptian jerboa)
Lineage: Eukaryota; Metazoa; Chordata; Mammalia; Rodentia; Dipodidae
Gene: Sav1
Product: salvador family WW domain containing protein 1
Exons: 5
Coding region: 45-1205 (386 amino acids)
Biological process (GO): apoptotic process; regulation of cell population proliferation; hippo signaling
Molecular function (GO): protein binding; molecular adaptor activity
Source: RefSeq, a predicted model, not a curated record
GCGGGGCUGCUCGGCGCCGCCUCGGGCCGCGGAGCCCGGCGACCAUGCUGUCCCGGAAGAAAACCAAGAACGAAGUGUCCAAGCCGGCCGAGGUGCAGGGCAAGUACGUGAAGAAGGAGACGUCGCCCCUGCUGCGCAAUCUCAUGCCUUCAUUCAUUCGGCAUGGUCCAACAAUUCCAAGACGAACUGAUAUCUGUCUUCCAGAGUCAAGCUCUAGUGUUUUUUCAGCUUCUGGAGAUGGAGUUGUUUCAAGAAACCAGAGUUUCUUAAGAACUCCAAUUCAGAGAACACCUCAUGAAGUAAUGAGAAGAGAAAGCAAUCGACUAUCUGCACCUUCUUACCUGGCCAGAAGUCUAGCUGAUGUUCCUCGGGAGUAUGGCUCUUCGCAGUCGUUUUUAACAGAAGUCAAUUUUGCUGUUGAAAAUGGAGACUCUGGUUCCCGAUACUUUUAUUCAGAUAGCUUUUUUGAUGGACAGAGAAGGCGGCCACUUGGAGAUCGUGCACAUGAAGAUUACAGAUAUUAUGAAUACAACCAUGAUCUCUUCCAAAGAAUGCCACAGAGUCAGGGGAGGCAUGCUUCAGGUAUUGGGAGAGUUGCUGCUACAUCUUUAGGAAACUUAACUAAUCAUGGGUCUGAAGAUUUACCCCUUCCCCCUGGCUGGUCUGUGGACUGGACUAUGAGAGGGAGAAAAUACUACAUAGACCAUAACACAAACACAACUCAUUGGAGCCAUCCUCUUGAACGAGAAGGACUUCCUCCUGGAUGGGAACGAGUAGAGUCAUCAGAAUUUGGAACCUAUUACGUAGAUCACACAAAUAAAAAGGCUCAGUACAGGCAUCCCUGUGCUCCUAGUGUACCUCGGUAUGAUCAACCGCCACCCAUCACAUACCAGCCACAGCAAACUGAAAGAAAUCAGUCCCUUCUGGUCCCUGCAAAUCCUUACCAUACAGCAGAAAUUCCUGACUGGCUUCAGGUUUAUGCCCGAGCCCCUGUGAAGUAUGACCACAUUCUGAAAUGGGAACUCUUCCAACUGGCUGACCUAGACACAUACCAGGGGAUGCUGAAGUUGCUCUUCAUGAAAGAAUUGGAACAGAUUGUUAAAAUGUAUGAGGCCUAUAGACAGGCACUGCUCACUGAGUUGGAAAACCGCAAGCAGAGACAGCAGUGGUAUGCCCAGCAACAUGGCAAGAAUUUUUUAAGUUAACUUCAUAAAAAUAAAAUUCAAGUUUUAUAAAACCUUUUAAAUAUUUUCACAGGCAAAAUGACUGCAAACAAGUACUUUGGUUAAUAAAGGCAGCUGACUUUUUGAAAAUUAUAAAAUUCUAAUUUUACAUGUAUUUUGUUAUUAGAAAUUUUCUUUCAUUGAACAACAAAUAUGGUUUACCACUUUAAGAGCCAACAUAACAUACAUUUAAAUGCUGUAUAGUAGGAAACUGCUUGAAUAUUCUUUUUCUUUCUUUUUUUCCCCCAAGGUUUGGUCUCACCUUCACCUAGGCUAAUCUGGAAUUCACUGUGUAGUCUCAGGCUGGUCUCAAACUCAAGGAGCUCUUCCUACCUCUGCCUCUGAGUGCUGGGAUUAAAGGCAUGCACCAUCAUGCCUGGUAAAUACUCUUGAUGAAAAAGAAUGCAGAAUAAGACAUCAUUAUAACCAGAGGUUAUAUAGGGAAUGAUCACUUGGUAAGUUCCUAUAGAAGCAGUACCUUUCUUUAAAAAAAAGAGAGAACGAGGACUGGUGUCAUAUUUUUAAACAGUUGUGUACUGCUCUGGUGUGGAUAUUGUCUGGCAUGACAUGGACAUAGUUCAAAGUACAGAAUAGGAGUUGAAUCCAUUAUUGUGAUAAGUUUCUAUAUGAUGUUUGUGGUCAUCUAUUCUCCUGCCACCCUUUGAAGCAUGUUCAGAAAGUGUUCCAGGAAUAAAUUUAAACAUAAAGCCUAACUAAGCCUGUAUGGGAAGGUAUGUACAUACUCAAAGUUGCUGACAUCACUUCCUGUUUUCAGCUAAGCCUCUUAAUUACAUGAGUAUGGCUCUGAUGAGACACUGCAAGAUUCCCUACAACAUAGCACACUGCCUUCUGACGGGCUGGGUUAAGUUGCCAAAAAUGACAAUCAGGGAUUUAGUAAGAAGUUUUGGUCAUUUAAAUAAAUUUUAUAUUGCUUUUUUAUCAUAGAUGAGUGUUAACUUUAAAGUCAUAUAACCCCCCCCCCAUUUUUCCACUUUUGGCUUAAUAGUCAUUUAUAAUUAGCAUACAAAAUUUGAUUACAAACAAAUUGAUGAUACAUCCAGGCUGUAAAUCUCUAGAAUUCUGUGAAUUUCAUAACUUGGUUAUACUUACAUGUGUUAUAAAUAUGUAAAUAUAUUUUUAUUGUCUUCUAAAAUACAGGCAGUCCCAGUUAGAGAAAAGUGAAUUUGAAUUAUUGAUAAAAUGUUGUGUCUGAUUUUAUAUAACAAGCUUAUUAAAUAUAUUUUUGUGGAAACUAAGGGUGUGGCGUUUGAAUCCAUGUCAUUGUUCUGUUCAGAAGGUUUAUAAGCCAAGGAAGCAUCAAAAGGGGUAUUGAAAAUUAAAGUAUGUCUGGUGGAAUUUUACUAAUGGAAAAUGAUAAUUUACUGAGCUUAUGAGCAACUUUUCUAAGUUGUAAGCUGAUAUAUGUAAUAAACUUAGAUACUCUUCCAUCUUAAUUAAAAUGCAUCUUGAAUUAAAAA